This is a messenger RNA of Arvicola amphibius (Eurasian water vole), 3015 nucleotides long. RefSeq names its product LDL receptor related protein 10 (gene Lrp10). The transcript has 7 exons. Gene Ontology annotation, molecular function: protein binding. Gene Ontology annotation, cellular component: plasma membrane. NCBI's taxonomy places the organism in Eukaryota, Metazoa, Chordata, Mammalia, Rodentia, Cricetidae. Bases 411 to 2555 code for a protein of 714 amino acids. The record is from RefSeq and is a predicted model, not a curated record.
CUGGCCGCGCCCCUCGUCGCCGGCUGCUGGGCUUCGGUCGGGGUCGACUGGGUACUGUGAGCUGAGCAAAGCCGCCUUCCCGCUCCCGAGGGCCGCGGGGACUGAGCAGCGCGCGGGCUCGGAGACGGACAGUCCACAAAGUUUGGUCCGCGGAGAACGCAGCGUCGAGCCCAGCAGGUGCCUCUGGGCCUGGCCGGGGCGCUCGCGGCCUUGCGGGCGAGCACGGCCGGGCACCGGCGAGGAGCGAUCAACUCUGAAGUUGGCAAGAGGUGACGCCCGUGUUCCGCCCCGCCGCGCGUGCCCGGGUCGCGCCGGGGCUAUGCAGUCCCCGCCAGGCGGCCCCGCGGAGCUCCCUGCCAGGUAGACGAGCGGCGCCCCAGGACCCUGUCGGCACCCCUGCACGGCCCAGGAUGUUGCCGGCCCUCCCCCUUUUCCUCCUCCUCCUCGGAGGUGCUCUGGCCCGUCCAGACCGGAUCACUUUCCCAAGUCCUGCUUGUGAGGCCCCCCCAGCUGUGCUCUUGGAAGUACAGGGCACUUUACAGAGACCUCUGGGCAGGGACAGCCGCAGCUCCCCUGCCAACUGCACCUGGGUUAUCCUGGGCAGCAAGGAACAGACAGUAACUGUCAGGUUCCAGAAGCUGCACCUGGCCUGUGGCUCAGAACACUUAGUCCUGCACUCCCCUCUCCAGCCACCAGUGUCCCUGUGUGAGGCUCCUGCUAGCCCUUUGCAGCUUCCAGGGGGCAAUGCCACCAUCAGUUACAGCUAUGCUGGAGCCAGAGCACCCAUGGGCCAGGGCUUCUUGCUGUCUUAUAGUCAAGAUUGGCUCCUGUGCCUGCAGGGAGAGUUCCAGUGCUUGAACCACCGCUGUAUACCAGCCGCUAAGCGCUGUGACGGGAUUGAUGCCUGUGGCGAUGGCUCCGAUGAGACAGGUUGCAGCUCAGAUCCAUUCCCUGACCCGAACCCGGCCCCUGCCCCAACUCCACCCUGCAAUCUCACCUUGGAGGACUUCUACGGGGUCUUCUCCUCCCCUGGAUAUUCACACCUGGCCUCAGUCUCCCACCCCCAAUCCUGCCUGUGGCUGCUGGACCCCCACGAUGGCAGGAGGCUGGCCGUGCGCUUCACAGCCCUGGACUUGGGUUAUGGAGAUGCAGUUCAUGUAUAUGACGGUGCCGGGCCCCCCGAGACCCCUCGACUGCUACGCAGUCUCACCCACUUCAGCAAUGGCAAGGCUGUCACUGUGGAGACUCUGUCUGGUCAGGCAGUUGUAUCAUACCACACAGUUGCUUGGAGCAGUGGUCGGGGCUUUAAUGCUACCUACCAUGUUCGGGGAUACUGUUUGCCCUGGGACAGACCCUGUGGCUUGGGCUCAGGUCUGGGGGCCAGCGAAAGUCUAGGUGAGCGCUGCUAUAGUGAGGCCCAGCGCUGUGACGGCUCCUGGGACUGUGCCGAUGGCACAGAUGAGGAGGGUUGCCCUGGCUGCCCACCUGGGCACUAUCCCUGUGGAGCUGCUGGCACCCCUGGUGCCACAGCCUGCUACCUGCCUGCUGACCGCUGCAACUACCAGACGUUCUGUGCCGAUGGAGCUGACGAGAGGCGCUGCCGGCAUUGCCAGCCGGGCAACUUCCGAUGCCGGGACGAGAAGUGUGUGUAUGAGACGUGGGUGUGUGAUGGACAGCCCGACUGUACUGACGGCAGCGAUGAGUGGGACUGCUCCUACGCCCUGCCCCGCAAGGUCAUCACAGCAGCGGUGAUUGGCAGCUUAGUGUGUGGCCUGUUGCUAGUCAUCGCCCUGGGCUGCACCUGCAAACUCUAUGCCAUUCGCACCCAGGAGUACAGCAUCUUUGCCCCCCUCUCCCGGAUGGAGGCUGAGAUCGUGCAGCAGCAAGCACCUCCUUCCUACGGGCAACUUAUUGCCCAGGGUGCAAUCCCACCUGUAGAAGACUUCCCUACGGAGAACCCUAAUGAUAACUCUGUGCUGGGGAACCUACGUUCUCUGCUCCAGAUCUUGCGCCAAGACAUUAGUCCAGGAGGUCCUUCAGGAGGUCGCCGUCGCCAGCGGGGCCGCUCAGUGCGUCGUCUGGUUCGUCGUCUCCGUCGUUGGGGCCUGCUUCCUCGAACCAAUACCCCAGCUCGGGCCCCUGAGACCAGAUCCCAGGUCACAGCGUCUGCUGCUCCCUCUGAGGCCCUGGAUGACAGCACAAGCCAGACCUGUGAGGCUGGGGCAGUAGGAGGGCAGGAUGGGGAGCAGGCUCCUCCACUACCCAUCAAGCCCCCCAUCCCAACCCCAAGCACACUUCCGGCCCCUGCGACUGUCUCUGAACCCCCAGGACCGCUACCCUCAGUGCCUCUAGAACCUUCACUGUUGUCUGGAGUUGUCCAGGUCCUACGAGGUCGCCUCCUACCCAGCCUGUGGUCUCCAGGACCCACUUGGACCCCAGUUGGACCUCACACAACAGUCCUGGCCCCAGAGGAUGAGGAUGAUGUGUUGUUAAUGCCACUGGCCGAGCCAGAGGUCUGGGUAGUCGAGACAGAGGAUGAACCACUGCUUGCCUGAGGGGACCUGGCCGCCUUGGGGCUCCAGACACAAUGCUAUGAUCCUUUGGAAGUGGCUCGGCUUCUGCACUGAUGUGUCUAGCACAGGAAGUUAGGUGUCUCUCAGGCGGGGAGGAAGCCCCCGAGAGCCUCUUCUGUGUGUGACUAGAAAGAGACUCAAUCACCACCCUCUGCCCAUCCUCCUGUCCAGGUGGCUGUGUUAGGAAAGCUUCCCGAAGGAUCGUAGGCUUGGACACUCCAUCCUUUCCAACUCCCCACCCAAAAGUGGCCUUAAUACCAGAUUGCAGUUGCCUAGAGAUCUUCUAGCCCCCAAGGGGAUGUGGCCAGGGUGAUGGGUUUGCCAGCCUCCAUCUUUGUGGUGCCUGGCCCACUUAGAGAACACAAGUGCUUUUGUCCGCUUGCUGCAUCAUUGCCCAGGAAAUCAAGGAAAAAAAUAAAAAUAAAAAAAAUCAUAAAUUUCA